CACAUACCUCAGCCGCCACACAGACAACUCGACCUCAGAUUGUUAGUCAAGUCUUCUUCACUUCAUCUCUCAUUCAUAUGCUCAGAUUCCCUCGACAGACACUCGCUCGCUGUCACUUGCUCGCUACUUCGAAAUGAGAUAGACUCUCCGCCGCAAACGGAAGCGGAACCUUUGACUAGGCCUCCCCUUCCAUCCUCACCCGCCACCCUCUCGCUCCGCCGCAACCAGGGGGAACCGCAAACAAAGAGAACAUUCGCGCUUUGAACAGACUCACCAGCCGAAUAUGUCAUCUUUCUACGCGCCGCCCGUGACCGAUCCGGCAGGGAUAGAUGUCCGCACCAACGCCGUCUACGCCGUGGGACGGUUACGGGAAAAGUUCCCCGAGCGCAUCUCUGCCUCCGACCUGAUCACCUUCGUCCUACCGGUCCAGAGACGCGACGAGACCACGGUCCAGCAUUUCCUGGCCGUUCUCAACGCCAAUUCCAAAGUCACAUAUGACAAGGAAACGGACAGUUUCCUGUUCAAACCGGAGCACAACAUCACCGACGCCGACUCCCUGCUCCAGUUCCUCCAGAAGCAAGAGACUGCGAUGGGGAUCCAGGUGUCGAAGUUGAAGGACGGCUGGGCCGAUGUCGCGGACGCCAUCGACAAACUCGAGGCCGAGCACCGCUUGCUGGUGACCCGCAACAAGAAGGACCACCACCCGCGGAUGGUCUGGAUCGAUGACCCCACCCUCCACGCGCCGCUCGACCAAGAGUUCAAGGACCUCUGGAACCAGAUCCCGUUGCCGAGCGUCGAGGACACCAUCAAAGAGCUUCGGAAGAUGAAUCACAAGUCCACGGGUGAACCGGCUCGGACGGACCUGACGGCGAAACCCAAGAAGGAGAAGCGGAAAGUGCGCAGAGGGCAGAAAAUCACAAACGUGCACAUGCAGGGUUUAUUUAGGGAUUACUCCGAGAAGAAGCCAGAGAUCAAGAAGUAGGGCGUCAGCAUGCUCGCGCUUGUUGUCCGAUGCAGCAUCAUGCAUGCGGGUGGUGUUUUUCCAGGCAAUGUGCACCUUUAAGCCCAUGGCCGAUCUGGAGCUGAUCAAAUUUCAUACUCUCGGGCCGAAGGUUUCUGUAUUACAAAAGGAACGGCGUCCAGGUAGGCGCCUCAGAAAUGGGAUCGAGGGGGUUGGUUGGAAUGGGAGUGGAAAUAGGUGCAAAAAGGGCAAAAAUCGAGAAAAAAUGAUACCCCAGAUAUAUCACCGGCCGUUUUAUUGUUGCUUGUAGAGCACAAGCCAGAAAGCUCUUCCGAAAUCAGAAUUUGUACCAUUCAAGCCACAUGAGUAUUGUAUAUCCAUAAAACCAUGUACAUCAAGGUAUCAUAUCCCGCGAUGUUUUCCCCGGAA
This is a messenger RNA of Cladophialophora immunda, 1390 nucleotides long. RefSeq lists its product as uncharacterized. The record is from RefSeq and is a predicted model, not a curated record. Gene Ontology annotation, cellular component: transcription factor TFIIE complex. The transcript has a single exon. The coding region runs from base 284 to 982 and encodes 232 amino acids. NCBI's taxonomy places the organism in Eukaryota, Fungi, Ascomycota, Eurotiomycetes, Chaetothyriales, Herpotrichiellaceae. Gene Ontology annotation, biological process: transcription initiation at RNA polymerase II promoter.